AAGUCAUUGCCUCCAAGAUCUUCAGUUCAACAGCGUCAAAACCUUUCUACGUUACUCCAACCUACCGCUUCCUAUCCAUCUUAUACUACAGAUCCUCAAGCAAUUCAACAACUACCUAGACGACAUGAAGUCGAUUCUCCCUAUACUAUUGGCUAUAGUUGGAGUAGUCAACGCCUCUAUCCCGUCUCGACUUGA
Messenger RNA from Bipolaris zeicola 26-R-13, 195 nucleotides. RefSeq lists its product as uncharacterized. The record is from RefSeq and is a predicted model, not a curated record. The transcript has a single exon. NCBI's taxonomy places the organism in Eukaryota, Fungi, Ascomycota, Dothideomycetes, Pleosporales, Pleosporaceae. The annotation marks the transcript as partial.